Molecule: messenger RNA, 1890 nt
Organism: Chenopodium quinoa (quinoa)
Lineage: Eukaryota; Viridiplantae; Streptophyta; Magnoliopsida; Caryophyllales; Amaranthaceae
Product: histone H3.3-like
Exons: 5
Coding region: 1172-1582 (136 amino acids)
Cellular component (GO): nucleosome
Molecular function (GO): protein heterodimerization activity; structural constituent of chromatin; DNA binding
Source: RefSeq, a predicted model, not a curated record
GAGAGGGGAUAUAUAGAGUGAAAGCAAAACCUAAAUCCCCAAAGUGUGUUGGACGGUAUAGUCAUGUUACAUUAAACAUUAAUACAUUAUCAUCGAUCCUUUUUGCAUAUAAAGUAUGCGUUCUAAGAGUAUUUUAACCUAUAUAAUCCAAUUAUCUGUGUAUAAGUAGAUCAUCAAAACUUCUUUCAGUGCGAGUUAUAUUUUUUCACAACUUUAGCUUUUAUGGAGUAAAAUUCAAGGUUUGUUCUUUGAACUACAAUGUAUGUCUUUACUCUUUAAUUAGUGUCCAUUUUUGGAAUGUAACAAUCUUUGAUACUUUAAAUGACCUAACUAAUUAAUGGCAAGUAUUAGUACUUCUACAUCCAAUUAAUAAUGGAGUAUUUUUUAUUUUAUUUUAUUUUAUUUUCACAAUCAAAAAGGUGUUUAUAAAUUACUCCAUAUAGUAUUAUAACGUAUUUGUUACCAUUAAAUUCCAAUUUUUUCUUUGUUUAAAGUCUAAUUUAGAUCGAGUACAAAUAAAUAACUUAUGAAGGGUCCAUUGUAAUCACUAUAGAGUGCUCCGAAGUUCUAUUAUUGAUACUGUCAAAACAUAGAUCGAGUUAAGACGACCCAUAAAAAAUGAGAUUUAUUUGGUUCAGUACAAGGUAAUAGUUGUAUUUGUAGUGUUGUUUUCAAUCUUUUUAUAUCCUUAACAAUUACUACUUGGGCUUGUACAUUAAAACGCAAUAAAUAGAUAAGUCUCACAAGAUAAACCUCAGCUCAGCCCAAACUCCACAUUAAAUUUUCAAACAUUUUAGUUACACCGUUAACUUCCUCCACACUCAACCAUACUAACAAAAAACCAGACAAAAAAAACACAAAUCGUAACAAACAAUCCUCAAUUCCCCGCCCCUAAUUAAAUCAACCAAUCAAAAUUCAGAAUCCAGAAUAUUCUAAUUCCUUGGAUCACUGACGUGUCACAUCAAUUUAGUUAAACCCACGUCCACGUCAUCUUCUUGCACUUUCUUCCAAUUCAAAUCUUUUCUCCCCCCUUUAAAUAUAAAAUACCCCCCAACAUUUUACAGCAGAAUUUCUCAACUGAAGCAAACAUUGCUCUGUAAUUCCAAACCCUAAAUCCUCAAUUCCAGCUCAAUUUCUCUCUCCUCGUUGUUGUAGUUGAUAUCGAAUCGAAAUGGCUCGUACUAAGCAAACUGCUCGUAAAUCUACUGGUGGUAAGGCUCCUAGGAAGCAACUUGCUCGAAAGGCUGCAGGAAAAUCACUUCCUGAGACUGGUGGUGUUAAGAAGCCUUAUCGUUACCGUCCCGGAACUGUCGCUCUUCGUGAGAUUCGCAAGUACCAGAAGAGCACUGAGCUUUUGAUCCGUAAACUCCCAUUCCAGCGUCUUGUUCGCGAAAUCGCCCAAGAUUUUAAGACUGAGCUGAGGUUCCAGAGUCACGCAGUGUUGGCACUCCAGGAGGCGGCCGAGGCUUACCUUGUGGGUUUGUUCGAGGACGUUAACUUGUGCGCCAUUCAUGCUAAGAGGGUCACCAUCAUGCCUAAGGAUAUGCAGUUGGCUCGUCGUAUUCGAGGCGAGCGUGCUUAAGAAUGAAGAUUGAACAAGGAUGUAAUGUUUAGCAGUUUCUUAGAGAUAGCAAGGGUGUGUUGAAUAAUGAACUUUGUAGGAGUUGUUCUGUUAGUGAUAGAUGGUGUAAUAAUGGUGUAUAAUACAUUCAUACGUACAUGCAUACGUACAUACAUACGUAUAUAAACUCGAUAGUCGAUAUGUAGCUACUUGAAUAUGUUUUGGGUAUUAAUUUUUGCAUUUUAUGUAGUUGAGAUUGUAUUAGGGCGUCUGCACUUGUUUUGAACAAUUAAGUCAAUAAAAUUGCUUUUAGUGUAGUGAAUUCUGAA